AGGUAAAUAUCUGAAAGUGGAAAAAUUGAGUCAUAUGACAGGAAUAUGUUUAAAUUUUUAAGAAACUGCCAGAUAGUUUUCCAAAGAGAUUGUAUCAUUUUCAUUCCCACCAGCACUGUAGAAGAGUUCCAGUUGCUCUACAUCCUCACCAUAUCUUUGUGAGGUUCUUUUCUUUUUUAAAAUAAUUUUACUGAAGUAUAGUUUAUUUACAAUGUUCUGUUAAUUUUUGCUGUGCAGCAAAGUGAUUCAGUUACAUAUAUAUAUUCUUUUCCAUUAUGGUUUAUCACAGGAUACUGAAUAGUUUCCUGUGCUACACAAUAGGACCUUGUUAUUUAUUCAUCCUAUAUAUUGAUAUAAUACUUUGCAUCUGCUAAUCCCAAAAUCCCAAUCCUUCUCUCCCCCACCCCUCCUCCCCCUUGGCAAACACAAGUCUGUUCUCUAGAUGAGUCUGUUUCUGUUUUGCAAAUAUAUUCAUUUGUAUUGUAUUUUAGAUUCCACAUAUAAGUGAUACCAUAUGGUAUGUCUUUCUCUUUCUGACUUACUUGGCUUAGUAUGAUGAUCUCUAGGUCCAUCCAUGUGCUGCAGAUGGCAUUAUUUCAUUCUUUUUUAUAGUUGAGUAAUAUUCCAUUGUGUGUAUGUAUGUAUAUAUGUGUGUGUAUAUGUAUACACACACCUAUGUACCAUAUCUCCUUUAUCCAUUCACCUGUUGAUGGACAUUUAGGUUGUUUCCAUGUCUUGGCUAUUGUACAUAGUGCUGCAUGUAUCUUUUUGAAUUAUAGUUAUGUCUGGAUAUAUGCCCAGGAGUGGGAUUUCUGGAUCAUAUGGCAAGUCUAGUGUUUUGAGGAUCUCCAUACUGUUUUCCAUAGAGGCUGCAUCAAUUUACAUUCCCAUCAACAAUGUAGGAGAGUUCCCUUUUUGAUAUUGCACUUUUUACAAAUUGAAGGUUUGUGGUGACCCUGCGUUGUCAGAUGAUGGUUAGUACUUUUUAGCAAUAAAGUGCUUUUUAAUUAAGGUAUGUAAACUGAUUUUUUUUAGACUUAAUGCUAUUGCACACUUAAUAGACUACAGUAUAGUGUAAACAUAACUCUUACAUGCACUGGGAAACCAAAAAAUUCGUGUGACUCGCUUAAUUGCAACAUUCAUUUUAUUGGGGUGGCCUCGAACUGAACCCAUGAUACCUCUGAGGUAUGCCUGUAUAGUCCUGAUACAAAUUCUUUGUCAUUUAUGUGUAUUGAGAUAUACGUACCAAUUGUGACUUGUAUUUUUAUUUUCCUACUACUGUCUUUUGAACAUCCAAAGUUUUCAAUAUUUGUUAAGUCCAAAUUAUUGCCUUGGUUUGUCCCUUUUGUGUCAUAUCUAAGAAAGUCUUGCUACCCGCAGGUCACAUUUUCUUCUGUGCUUUCACCUAGGAAUUUUAUCAUUUUGGCUUUAUAUUUUGGUAUAUGUUCCAUUGAGCCAAUUUUUGUGUCUUGUGUGAGGUAAAGGUUGAAGUUCUUUUUUUUUUUUUCCCAAUUUGUAUAUAUAGUUUCUCCAGUACCCUUUCUUUUAAAGACUUUCCCUUCCCCAUUAUAUUGUCUUGUUGGUAUCUUCACUGAAAAUCAUUUGACCGUAUAUGCAUGCAUUAAGUUCUAAUCUCUGUCCUUUCACCAGUACCACACUGUCUUGAUUACUGUAGGUUUAUAGUAAAUUUUGAUAUCAGUUCAAUUUGUAAAAUCACUUUGACUACUUUAAUAGAUCAUUUGCAUUUCCAUAUAAAUUCUAGGAUGAAGUUGAGAAUUUCUACCCAGAAAUCCUCCUGGGGUUUUGUUUGGGAUUGUGUUGAAUCUAUGUAUCAGUUUGGAGAGAAAUAACAUCCUAAUAUCAUUUUUUUCAAUUCCUGAGUAUUGUUUAUUUAGCCAUUUUUUACAGUCUUAAUUUCUCUUAGCAGUGUUUUGUCAUAUCCAAUGUAGUGGUCUUAUAUUUAUAAGUAUUAUAUAGCUAUAUAUAAAAAAUAUACUUAUAUCUAAAAUUUUUUUCCCUGAGUCUUAUGUUUUUUUGGUGCUUUUAUAUUAAAAAGACCAUUUUCCAAUUGUUUGCUGCUAGUAUGUAAAAAUGUAAAUUGAUUUUUAAAAUUUUUUUAUUGAAGUAUAGUUCAUUUACAAUGUUGUUAGACUUUUAUAUUAACUUUACAUCUUUUGACCUUGCUGGAUUGAUUUAGCAGUUGUUCUAGUAGUUGUUUUGUAAGUUCCUGAGGAUUUUCUGCAUGAACAUUUUUUCUGCAAAUACAGUUUUAUUUCUUCCUUUCUGAUCUUUAUGUCUUUUUCUUGAUUAAUUGUAAUAGCUAGGACCUCCUGUAAAAUGUUGAAUAGAAUUGUUAAGAGCAUAUAUACUUGCAUUGUUGUAAGGGGAAAUGUAUUCACUCUCACUGUUGAUGUUACAGAUUUUUCAUAGAUGCCCUUUAUCAGCUUGAGGAAUUUCCUUUCUGUUCCUGGUUUGCCGAGAAUUUUUAUAAUAAACAGGUGUUGAAUUUUUUUUGCGGUACAUGGGCCUCUCACUGUUGUGGCCCCUCCUGUUGCAGAGCACAGGCUCCAGACGUGCAGGCUCAGUGGCCGUGGCUCACGGGCCCAGCUGCUCCAUGGCAUGUGGGGUCUUCCCAGACUGGGGCACGAACCCGUGUCCCCUGCAUCAGCAGGUGGACUCCCAACCACUGUGCCACCAGGGAAGCCCUACAGGUGUUGAAUUUAAUGAUAUGAUUUUCCUUUUUUUAAUCUGUUAAUUUGGUGAAUUACAUUGAUUUUCAUAUAUUAAACCAACCUUGCAUUCGUGGGACAAACUCCACUUGGUUAGGAUUAUGCUUUCAUAUGUUCCUGGAUUUUAUUUGCCAUAAUUUUAUAUAGGCUUUACAUUUAUGUUCAUGUGCUACAUUGCUUUUGUAAAUCAUAAUAGGAAUUUUGGUUUUACUAUAAAUAAGGUGAGAAACCAUUGGAAAGUGUUGAACAGAAUAAUAGGUGAUUUGAUUUGGGAAUGAAAAGGGUAAGGCAAAUUAAGGCCAAUGGCAGGUUAAUAAAGAAAUUUGAUACAAAAUUACUUCUAUAUGAAGGCGUCUUAGCUUGAGUAUCAAUUGAAAACUUACAUUUGGUUGGAACAUACCACACAGAAAAUGAUACUCAGGAAGACCACUUCCAGGCUGCAAAAGUUUAACCAUAGAGUUUUAUGUACAGCCUAUGGCAAUUAAUGGUACUGGGAGUUUUUUUAGCCACACUGACAUGAAAUUGGUUUUUUAAAGGUAAUGAACUUAGCUUGAAUGCAGGAUAACUAGCAGCAAGAGAGGAAGGGUGUUUGCAGACUGUUAUAUUAAUAUAUAUAUAAAAAGAUUAUUAUGAUUUUCUGAUAGUUACCUUUAGUUAUGCAUGAUUUAUUUUCUUCAUAAAUUUUCCUUCAUUCUCAUUCUCUAUAAUCUCAUUAUUAGACUGCAUUUAACAGCUGUUAAAUCCUUGAACUUCUUAUGUAGUUCAUUCACCAAUUUGUGCUUUAGAACUUCUUCUUUUCUAAUGCAUAAAUACAAAAGACAUUUGUUUUCUUGGUAUCUUUUAGAUUGGGAGUAUGCAUUUAAAAACAAUGAAUUUUCAUCAAAGCAAGUUAUUUAUGAGGAAUCAUCCAAAGUAAGGACAAUGGGAAGAAGCCAUCUUAGUUAUAACCUUGACUGCUCCAGUUUGAGAGAAGACUCUAAAAAUGAGGACUGGUUUAAGAACCACUUGGGAAGUCAGGAGAUACAUUCUAGUCAAUUGAUCAUCACUCAUAAAGAAAUCCUGACUAAAGAUCAAAGUAAUGAAUAUACUAAAUCUUGGCAAACUUUCCAUCAGGAUGCAAUCUUUGAUAUAAGGCAGAGUUUUCCCACCAAAGAAAGAAUACAUAAGCAUGAGCCACGAAAGAGAAGCUACCGGAAAAAAUCUGUUGAAAUGAAACGUAGGAAAGUCUAUGUAGAAAAGAAACUUUUGAAAUGUAAUGAAUGUGAGAAGGUUUUCAACCAGAGCUCAUCUCUUACUCUUCAUCAGAGAAUUCACACUGGAGAGAAACCCUAUGCAUGUGUUGAAUGUGGGAAAACCUUCAGCCAGAGUGCGAACUUAGCUCAACAUAAGAGAAUACAUACUGGAGAGAAACCCUAUGAAUGUAAAGAAUGUAGGAAAGCCUUUAGCCAGAAUGCCCAUCUUGCUCAACAUCAGAGAGUUCAUACUGGAGAGAAACCUUAUCAGUGUAAAGAAUGUAAAAAAGCCUUCAGCCAGAUUGCACACCUGACUCAACAUCAGAGGGUUCAUACUGGGGAAAGACCUUUUGAAUGUAUUGAAUGUGGAAAGGCCUUUAGUAAUGGCUCAUUUCUUGCUCAGCAUCAGAGAAUUCACACAGGAGAGAAGCCUUAUGUAUGUAACGUGUGUGGGAAAGCCUUCAGCCAUCGAGGAUACCUAAUUGUACAUCAGAGAAUUCAUACUGGAGAGAGACCCUAUGAAUGUAAGGAAUGUAGGAAAACCUUCAGCCAGUAUGCACACCUGGCUCAACAUCAGAGAGUUCAUACUGGAGAGAAACCUUAUGAGUGUAAAGUAUGUAGGAAAGCCUUCAGCCAGAUUGCAUACCUUGAUCAACAUCAGAGGGUUCAUACUGGAGAGAAGCCCUAUGAAUGUAUCGAAUGUGGGAAGGCCUUUAGCAACAGCUCGUCACUUGCACAACAUCAGAGAAGUCAUACCGGAGAGAAACCUUACAUGUGUAAGGAAUGCAGGAAAACAUUUAGCCAGAACGCAGGCCUUGCUCAACAUCAGCGAAUUCACACUGGAGAGAAACCUUAUGAAUGUAACAUUUGUGGGAAAGCCUUUAGCUACAGUGGAUCUCUUACUCUACAUCAAAGAAUUCAUACUGGGGAAAGACCCUAUGAAUGUAAGGAUUGCAGGAAAUCUUUCAGGCAGCGAGCACACCUUGCUCAUCAUGAGAGAAUUCAUACCAUGGAGUCAUUCUUGACUCUUUCCUCCCCCUCACCCUCCAUGUCCAGUCAGUUGCCAAGACCUGUAGGUUCUAUCUCCUAAAUAUGCCUUGAAUCUGACUCUAAUUAAUUAAUUUCCAUUCUGUCAUCUUUGUCCAGUACACAAUAAUCUAUCUGACAUGGACUAUGGAAAUAACUCUCUAAUUGAUCUCCCUGUGUUUACCAUUUCCUGCUAGCAGUGCAUAUUACAGUCAAACUUGUGUUUAAAAAGUUUAAUCAUAUCACUUCUCCAUCAUUAAAACCCUUCAUUGGCAUCCCAUAGGUCUUAGGUCAAGGCACACAUUCCUCAAAAUAGCCUAAAAGACCUCCAACCCCCAAUACUUUGUUCCAGUCUACAUUUCAGAGUCCCAUCUCAUGUUAUCCACCUCAUUCUUUGGCUACUUAUCAACAUUAAGAAUUUACAGUGCAGCAUCAAAUAGAUCUGGGUUCCAAUUCUUACUCUUCCAUUUUCUGGCCCUCUAGUUUUGGAGAAACCUUUUGUCCCUUGUAAGCUUCAGUCUUUUUAUUUAUAGUAUGGAAAAUAAUAAUGGUACUACCUCAAGUUAAUGUAAGGAUUAAAUGAGAUAAUGCAUGUGAACUGCUCAGCAGAGUGCCUAGCAUAAAGUAAUCACUCAAUAAAUACUAAUGUAAAAUAAAAAGGUACUAUGAAAAAAGAAUAUCAUCUCAGCAAUGAUUAUCCACGAAAUAACAAAGCAACCCAAAAGACUGUAAAGGUUUUUGAUUAGGAACAGCAGUCAUUGUUCUAAAGGUGGGUGUUAGGGGUAUCCAGCACAGGAGAGUUAAUGUUGGAGUCCAUGAUGACAGAGUAAGAUGGGGGCCUCUGUUUCAACAUGAAUACACAGAGAUAUGAUUUUGUUGAUAAGAAAAACUAACUUCAUUCUAUAGUCGACAGUUUUAAGAAGCCAGGUGUUAAAAAUCACUUGUAAUAAGUAAAAUUUACUGAGAUGUA
Molecule: messenger RNA, 5957 nt
Organism: Orcinus orca (killer whale)
Lineage: Eukaryota; Metazoa; Chordata; Mammalia; Artiodactyla; Delphinidae
Gene: ZNF583
Product: zinc finger protein 583
Exons: 2
Coding region: 3390-5051 (553 amino acids)
Biological process (GO): regulation of transcription by RNA polymerase II
Cellular component (GO): nucleus
Molecular function (GO): DNA-binding transcription activator activity, RNA polymerase II-specific; RNA polymerase II cis-regulatory region sequence-specific DNA binding
Source: RefSeq, a predicted model, not a curated record